UCAGGCGCCCGUAUGUAAGUGACGUGUCUCAAUCCCGGAAUUCAGCGCAGAAACUCUCCAGACGCGGACAGAUUCAGCAUAAACACUCAAUAAUCAACACUAUAAAUAUGGUGACAGACGUGCAGCUUGCCAUCUUUGCCAACAUGCUGGGCGUCUCGCUCUUCCUGCUGGUGGUCCUCUACCAUUAUGUGGCUGUCAAUAAUCCCAAGAAACUGGAGUGAGGGGGUGUGUGUGUGUGGAGCAGCGGAGGAUCAUCCAGAUGUACAUUUUGCCUUUUGUAUGAAAACGAUGUGAAUAAAAUGUCAGAGCGAGAGAGAGUCAUCUUCUGCCUGUCAAUAAUGCAG
This is a messenger RNA of Danio rerio (zebrafish), 344 nucleotides long. RefSeq names its product oligosaccharyltransferase complex subunit 4 (non-catalytic) (gene ost4). Gene Ontology annotation, cellular component: endoplasmic reticulum membrane. The record is from RefSeq and is marked validated. Lineage: Eukaryota; Metazoa; Chordata; Actinopteri; Cypriniformes; Danionidae.